GGCCUCCAGCACUGUCUGUGUGCAGCCGUGGGCUGCCCGCUCCGAGGGCGGCGGGGCUUCCUCCGGGACCGCCGCGCCGCCUUCCCGGAAGCGGGGGAGCGGUCCCGCCCCCAGCCUCACUCACGCGCCGUGGGGCCUUGGGUCAUUCACCUCACUUCUCCGAGCCAUAGUUUCUGCAUCUACGAAGUGGGGCACAACUGCGAAGUGCCACAAGCCGGGCCUUCUUCCCCCGCAUUUGCAGGACCGCGGAUGCUGUGCUGCUCUCCAUGAGCCAGUCACCGAGUCUGUCUGCUGCAGGCCUUCCUGAACCUUUGGCUGUCUGGAAGCUCUGCUGUGCUCCUUGCCAAGGUGGUCAUCAAGGCCUGCUAAGUCUCUAAGCUGCACUUCUCGAAUCAGCCCCUUCCCCUCCUGACCUCAGCCAAAGAGUGGGCCCGCAUUACCCCCACCAGGACAGCGGGCCUCCAUAACCUUGACCUCCCCCAUCCAUGACCCACACCCCGUUUCCAGCCUACAGGGGCCCUGCUGUUCUCAGCCUCCAUUCUGCUGCCCACCAUUCUCCAACCCAUACCGUUCCUUCCCAUCAGGCCAGCCCCUCGAGUCCCCAGCUUCACCACACUCCACUGGGAGUCCCAGAGCAGCCCCUUCCAGGCCCACCUACCCUCAUCCAGCAACCUUUUCUUCGCACUCCAUUGUUCUCCCAGUGUCUGCCUUGUGUUGAGCAAUUCCAUGGGAAUAGGCUACAUCCUUUGUUUUCCCCUGUGCUGGCAACACCGUGAGGUGAGGUGCUCUGAGUUAGAGUUGACAAACCAACUGGAGAUUUGGGAGGAAUUCAGUAAGUACCACUAAGCUGGUCACAUGGGGAUCCUGGAGAGUGUAACUGUGUCAGAGACCUUGAGAUGCUAUGAUCCUGUUGAGGAAGUGGACGUCCACCUGUGGAAGAGUCAGAGCAGAGCUUCCUCAUCCCUGUCAUGUCUUAGCAUGUGUGCAAGUGGUCCUGUCUGUGGUACAUGGAGGUAAAGGAGAAGCUUUGAAGCCCCUGCCUGGGGCAGGGAGCUGGCCUGAGAGCCCUGGCCUCGCCAGGCGUGUUCAGGCUGCCCUGAGAGUUGAGAAGAUCCGUGUCUUGCUGCACCUCAGGGGGCCAAGGUCCAGUAUGGGGAGCUCUGGAUUAAGAUUCUACCAGUUGGUGAAUAAUGAAACACGUUUUGUGUAACUGCACAUUGUAAUGUGUAGCACAGAGGGUAUGUAUGUAUGUGGAUGUGACUGAGGAAGCAGCAGCUAAGCAAGGGUGAGAGUGAACCAUGGACAAGGUUGUGCAGCCUGUUUCCCCCAGAGCAGGAGCAGCUCGUGGAGGAAACUUCUGGAAUGCUGAACCCACUCUCUGUUGGCUUUGAAGCUUGUCUCCUGGGGCUGUUUCUGGCUUGAGGAGGAGCACAUUUUUUCUGCAGUGCCUGGAGGGAGGGGCACUAGCCCCUCUGCAUCCCUGACUGGGCCCUGUUGGCCCUUGUGCAGUUAACUUCGAGCCUAGAUCAGGAGCUGGGUCCUUUCUUAUGUUUGGGUCCAGUAGGCUGGUGGCGGGGCCGAUGCUGUGGGGAGAGGGGCCGGAUAACACAGGAAGGAGCCCGAGCCCUGGCAUUAGGUUUGGGUUUGGGUUUUGAUCCGAGCUCUGCCAAUUGGAAGAGGGAGUAACUGAAGAUUCCUACUUGAUCCAGUUGCUGCGAGAGUGCCAGCAGGUGACACCAGGAAGGCCCUCAUGGUGGUGCCUGGCGCGCAGUAAGGGCCAAUGAAGUGCGUCUUGGUGGCCACGGAGGGCGCGGAAGUCCUUUUCUACUGGAUGGACAAGGAGUUUGAAGAGAGUCUGCGGCUGAAGUUUGGGCAGUCCGAGUGUGAGGGAGCAGGGCUUCCCACCCUGGAGGACCAGCUCAGCACCCUCCUGGCCCCCGUCAUCAUCUCUUCCAUGACGAUGCUGGAGAAGCUCUCAGACACAUACACCUGCUUCUCAACGGAAAAUGGCAACUACCUGUAUGUCCUCCACCUGUUUGGAGAAUGCCUGUUUAUCGCCAUCAACGGAGACCACACAGAGGGCGAGGGGGACCUGCGGCAGAAGCUAUGUGUGCUCAAGUACCUGUUUGAGGUGCACUUCGGGCUGGUUACCGUGGAUGGCCAGCUCAUUCGAAAAGAGCUGCGGCCCCCGGACCUGGAGCAGCGGGUGCAGGUUUGGGAGCACUUCCAGAGCCUGCUGUGGACCUACGGCCGCCUGCGGGAGCAGGAGCAGUGUUUCGCUGUGGAGGCUGUGGAACGGCUGAUCCACCCUCAGCUCUGCAAGCUGUGCAUAGAGGCUCUGGAGCGGCAUGUCAUCCAAGCCAUCAACGCUAGCCCCAAGCGGGCCGGCGAGGAGGCCCUGCAUGCCUUCCUGCUCGUGCACUCCAAGCUGCUGGCCUUCUACUCCAGCCACAGCGCUAGCUCCCUGCGCCCAGCCGACCUCCUCGCCCUCAUCCUUCUGGUUCAGGACCUAUACCCCAGCGAGAGCACAGCUGAGGACAACGACACCCAGCCCUCCCCACGCAGGCCCCAGAGCAGCCAGAGCAUCCCCGUGCAGCAGGCCUGGAGCUCUUGUUCUGCAGACCCGACCGGGAGGAGCUCUGCAGGGACCGAGACAGACAGCUUCUCCCCCGCUGAGGAGUACUUCACACCAGCUCCUUCCCCCGGGGAGCAGAGUUCAGGUAGCACCGUCUGGCUGGAGGAGGGCACCCCACCCACUGAUGCUUCCCAGGUCCAGGUGGCUGAGGACACCCUCCAGACGCUGGUCCCUCGCUCCCCAGGACCUUCCAGCCCCAGAAGGAUUUUCCUAGACACCAGUGUGAAGGAGAACUACUGCCCCAUGGUACCCCACACCAUGUACUGCCUGCCUCUUUGGCCGGGCAUCAACAUGGUGGUCCUGACAAAGGGUCCCAACACGCCCCUGGCCCUGGUCCUGUACCAGCUGCUGGAUGGAUUUUCCCUCCUGGAGAAGAAGCUGAAGGAGGGGCAGGAGGUGGGGAGCACCCUGCGGUCCCAUCCCCUCAUGGGGGACCUGCGCCAGAGGAUGGACAAGUUCAUCAAGAGUCGAGGUGGACAAGAGCUUCAGAGCACCUGGCUGGAGUUCAAGACCAAGGCCUUCUCCAGAAGUGAGCCCGGAUCGUCCUGGGAGCUGCUCCAGGCUUGCAGGAGGGUGAAGCGGCAGCUCUGCACCAUCUACCGCCUGAGCUUCCUGGCCGCGGCUCCUGGCCGGGGAGGCCCCCACCUGCCCCAGCACCUGCAGGACCGGGUCCAGACCCUCAUGCAAGAAAAGCUGACCGACUGGAAGGACUUCUUGCUGGUGAAGAGCAGGAGGAACGUCACCAUGGUGUCCUACCUGGAAGACUUCCCAGGCCUGGUGCAUUUCAUCUACGUGGACCGCACAACUGGCCAGAUGGUGGCCCCUUCCCUCAGCAGCAGUGAGAGGACCUCAUCGGAGCUGGGCAGGGGGCCCCUGGCCACCUUCGUCAGAACCAAGGUCUGGGCUCUGAUCCGGCUGGCGCGCAGAUACCUGCAGAAGGGCUACACCACGCUGCUGUUCCGGGAGGGCGACUUCUACUGCUCCUACUUCCUGUGGUUCGAGAAUGAGAUGGGCUACAAACUCCAGAUAAUUGAUGUGCCUGUCCUGUCUGACGACGCGGCUCCCGUGGGCAUGCUGGGAGGAGACUACUACAGGAAGCUCCUGCGUUACUACAGCAAAGGCCACCCGGCCGAGGCUGUCAGGUGUCACGAGCUGCUGGCCCUCCACCUGUCCGUCAUCCCCGUGGACAUGCUGGUGCAGCAGGCCGGCGAGCUGGCCCGACGCCUGGGGGAGGCUUCCCAUGUCCCCCUGCUCUAGGCCAGGGCGGAGCGUCCCCCGUGCGGUCUGCCUGCACACCCCGGUGCUCCAGGCCCACCCUGCUGGCAGACAUCCCCAUGGCAGGAGCCUCCUCUUGUCCACAGCAGCCUUCUGAGGAUGGACCAGCCCCCAUGACAGCCCCAGGGUUUCUUAAAGAAACUCCACUUAGACCAGCCUCCAUUCUGGGUAACAAGCAAACCCCCAAAUCCUUCGCUCUGGAGGAGGAGGGAGGCCAGAGGGUUCCUUUGGUCUCCUUAGAACAGCAGAGGAGGUCCCUGUGCCUGCAUGUGUCCACUGUUCUUGGAGUGCAGAAGCUCCGUCCAGAAGCCGGUUCCCUCCCCAAAUGGAAGGUGCUCCCCUGGCUGGGUUGAUCCAGCUGCCACUUCCUCUCUGCAGCUCUGGGCAGGUUUCCUCACCUCUAAACCUGUCUCCCCACAUUCAGAGUGACAGCACCCCCCUCUCAGGGUGGUCAUGGGGCUGCCAGACAUGGGGCAGGUGCUCAAUAAAUGCUGGUUACUGUUACUGUUA
This is a messenger RNA of Camelus dromedarius (Arabian camel), 4420 nucleotides long. RefSeq names its product HPS1 biogenesis of lysosomal organelles complex 3 subunit 1 (gene HPS1). Gene Ontology annotation, molecular function: guanyl-nucleotide exchange factor activity. NCBI's taxonomy places the organism in Eukaryota, Metazoa, Chordata, Mammalia, Artiodactyla, Camelidae. Gene Ontology annotation, cellular component: BLOC-3 complex. The transcript has 21 exons. Gene Ontology annotation, biological process: vesicle-mediated transport; melanosome assembly. The coding region runs from base 1781 to 3892 and encodes 703 amino acids. The record is from RefSeq and is a predicted model, not a curated record.